This is a messenger RNA of Thalassophryne amazonica, 3099 nucleotides long. RefSeq names its product guanine nucleotide binding protein (G protein), alpha z polypeptide (gene gnaz). The record is from RefSeq and is a predicted model, not a curated record. Bases 972 to 2039 code for a protein of 355 amino acids. Lineage: Eukaryota; Metazoa; Chordata; Actinopteri; Batrachoidiformes; Batrachoididae. Gene Ontology annotation, cellular component: heterotrimeric G-protein complex. The transcript is spliced from 3 exons. Gene Ontology annotation, biological process: adenylate cyclase-modulating G protein-coupled receptor signaling pathway. Gene Ontology annotation, molecular function: G protein-coupled receptor binding; GTPase activity; GTP binding.
GCUGACUCCUCCCUCCGUUUCUGUCCCGCACUCCCUCUCUCUGCCUGACACACUCACACACACACACACACACAUAUAUAUACACACACCCUCCACCCCCAUCGCUGCAGUGUCUCAACUGCCUUAGAGCCAACGAGAGAGGAUAUAGAACACAGACGGUAAUAAGACGGAAAGAGCAAAGCUGAGAGAAAGAGAGCGAGAUGCAUGCCCUGCAUGUGUGCGUAAGACUCUGAUGAGGAAGAUAUGAUGAUGAUGAUGAUGGUGGUGAUGAAGCAGCAGCAGGACUAAAGCUGGAUUGCACACAUCCUUCCUCCCCUUGCAAGGUCUUGUCUGCAGUAUCCUUUGUAAACGGAUGCUGGCUUGUGAACACGACUUGGAGGACUUCAGCUAUCUGGGAGUCUGGGACUGCAGAAGAAGCAGAGCAAAAUCUGUCAGGAAGAUUUUUAAAAAAGCAGCGAGUAUCAGACUGGGGUGGCUGGUUGCAGUAGCCAAAGAAGGAAGACGAGCCAUGUGGGAGGAGAGUGAUAGUGCUUUGCUGUUCACACACGUGAGGCCCAAACACCAUCUCCACUGACAUCCACUGUACAUUGUACGGCCCUCCUCCACAGCUUCUCCUAAGAGAGAGCCCCUGCUAUGAACCCCAUCUCUAUCGGUUUGAGCAGCCAGUCCAAUUUCAGUGCCAGGCGCCGUGUGGGCAUCCCGCAAGUCUGGGUUCUGCCCACACAGGACUCAUAGACGGCCCCUGAAGAAAAAGAAUGAAAUAUUCCUGAGUCAAUUCUCCCCUGGUGGUUCUAAUGUCUAGUGCUAAAUUGGUCUGCUGCAUAGACUAAUCUGUCUCUGUUCCACCACUUUGAGAGAAAAUCCUUUCCAACUUUUCCAGCCUUACCUUUUGGGUAUCCAAUUUAUCAUAGUUUACUUUUUCAUUAAGCAGGAGCACGAGUUCCUUCACGUUAACAACGUGGUGGAGGACCAUGGGAUGCCGUCAGAGCUCCGAAGAGAAGGAAGCGGCACGGCGGUCGCGGAGAAUUGACCGCCACUUGCGUUCAGAGAGCCAACGGCAACGGCGUGAAAUCAAGCUUUUGUUGUUGGGUACAAGCAACUCUGGCAAGAGUACCAUCGUCAAACAGAUGAAGAUCAUUCACAGUGGAGGCUUCAACCUGGAAGCCUGCAAGGAGUACAAACCCCUCAUCUUGUACAAUGCCAUUGAUUCUCUCACACGUAUCAUCCGUGCACUCACUACCCUCAAAAUCAACUUUCACAAUCCUGAUUGCGCCUAUGACGCUGUGCAGCUCUUUGCCCUCACAGGGCCGGCUGAGAGCAAGGGGGAGAUCACAACAGAAUUGUUGGGGGUCAUGAAACGUCUGUGGUCUGACUCAGGAGUCCAAGAAUGCUUUCAACGAUCCAAUGAGUACCAUUUAGAGGACAACACUGCCUACUACCUGAAUGACCUGGACCGCAUCUCCGCACCUGAGUACAUCCCUACUGUAGAGGACAUCCUACGAUCGCGCGACAUGACCACCGGCAUCGUAGAGAACAAGUUCACCUUCAAAGAGCUCACGUUCAAGAUGGUCGAUGUGGGAGGACAGCGCUCGGAGAGAAAAAAGUGGAUCCACUGCUUCGAAGGCGUGACUGCAAUCAUUUUCUGUGUCGAGCUUAGCGGCUAUGACCUCAAACUCUAUGAGGACAACCAGACGAGCCGAAUGGCAGAGAGCCUGCGCCUGUUUGACUCCAUCUGCAACAACAACUGGUUCACCAACACGUCACUCAUCCUCUUCCUCAACAAGAAGGACCUGUUGGCUGAGAAGAUCAAACGCAUUCCUCUAACAGUGUGUUUCCCAGACUACAAAGGCCAAAACACCUAUGAGGAGGCGGCCGUCUAUGUGCAACGGCAGUUUGAGGACCUCAACCGCAACAAAGAGACCAAGGAAAUCUACUCGCACUUCACCUGUGCCACUGACACCAGCAACAUCCAGUUUGUGUUUGACGCUGUCACGGACGUGAUCAUCCAGAACAAUCUCAAAUACAUCGGGCUGUGCUAGGAUCUGACUUUGGGUAAGGGGGUGGGAACUUGGCAGCAGCUGGCCCACCACUAGGCUGGAUAAACAAAAGGCACGUGUGCGUGUUGGGUGGUUUAUCUAUUUGGACACACCUGCGAAGGAAAUGAAACAAAGAAACAAGACAGUUGGCGACAGACUGUAGAUUCGACUGUGGCAUUGAAACAACAGUCGGUGGUCAAAACAGGAUUUUUACCUGGUGUUUGCACUGAGUAUAUGAGUAUGCAAAGACACACAAGUACACACACACGCUUAUGUUUGCUCUCACACAGGAUCUUUGGAUGAACAGACAAGGCGACACUGGAUGUUUUAGACGUUGUCCCCGACCAGCUUGUCACACCUGAGACUGAGGAGCAGGUCUUGACUGGUGGCUUUAAAUUCCUUAAUAAAUAUGCCUGAGUCAGUUAAUGCUGCGGUACAAGACAAAUUCUGAAAAAUCAGUGCCCUCUUGGAGAUUUUUCUUUUCACCCCAACAAACGUAAACAGUGAGCACACCUGAUGAGAAGCAGGGAGUCAGCUGUCAGUAUUCAUGUUGUCAAAAGACGAAGUUGCCAAACUGUAAAACUGAAUAGAAUUUCUUUUUCUACACACUGCUUUUUUGUUUCUCCUCCUGAUCAGCUCUCUUUUAUUGUUAUUUUAUCUUCUUUUGUGGUUUAUAAAAGAAAAUGUUUCUCAAACCUGCCUUUCAUAGCAGGGUUCUGGCGUCCUCGUAGAACACCAGGAGAGUGUUACUCGGUAGAGUCAAAAGUAUGAUCAUUCCAGUUUCCAGCAAAAGACAAAGAAACAGUGCCAAGAUCAGUGUGUAAAUAAAACGAGAUCCCAUCUACUAUGAUUUCUGUUUGUUUGUUUGCUUAUGUUUUUAUGGACAAAUUAAAAAGAUGCAUGAUUUUGUUACUUUGGGAUACUAAUAUAUUUUUCUUUGGAAUUAUGUUUCUUUUUCUUAAGUUCAAAUAAUAUAUUCCCAAAAAUACACACACACAUAUAUAUAUAUAUAAAUAUAUAUAUAUAAAAGUCAAACACUGUGUACGACUGUACAGUUGUCAAA